AUGAGUCUUGAUUCUAGAGAGGUUUUUUUGAAAUAAUAAUUCAAUUAUAGAAUUUACACCUUUUUUCACAGGAUGAACGCUGCAAACACAUGAACAGGGUGCCCAAGUUAGAGAGCAAUUUUAUACUUCAACUGAGAGCAGUAAGAUAAAAAUUAACGAACAUCAUAAUUUGAAAUUUGUUAGGUCGUUUGUUCGGAAUGCAACUGGCUUCACGAGAUAAUGUGUGCCGAUCCCGAUUGCAUAAGUGGCCACAAAGUUGUAUCUUUCUGUAAAGAAGAACGAGCCGUGGAUCAUUGGUUGGAAAGAUCAAAGGUGCAACCCUCAAAAAACUUCCAAAACAGUUAAAUUCUUUUACAGAAUCCACAUUGCGUUUUUUUCAAUUUUCGCACCUUGAAAAUGUUAUGCUACAAAUGUGGAGCUUCUUCUUCUUUUUAUUCAAAAGCUAAGCAAAAACCGGUAGGUUGAAUUUAUCGCUACAUCUUGAUUUUGUGUUGGUUUCAGAAAAGAAUUCGUGAAUUCAAUUCCAACUACGGUAUCAUUUUCGACAUUUUUCUUAUGAAUUUUAUUAUUUUAGGAAUUCGUGGCCUUGAAAACAUGGGCAACACUUGUUAUUUAAACGCCGCAAUUCAAGCUUUUUAUGGGUGUGAUGCUUUCCGAUCUUAUUUUUCCAAGGUGAAAUUAAACGUUUUGGUUUUUUUAAUCAGGAUUUCUAGAACCGCUUGGUGCCUUCAUCGUCUGGCAGAAAAGUUACUUUUGCUCUUGCUGAUACUUUCGAGGACAUAUCUUUUCGGGUGGAUCACUCAGUUGAGCCGCAUAAUCUUUUGAAAGUCAGUGAAAGCAAUGAAAAUUAAGGAAGCUGAAGCUUUUCAGGCAUUAAGAAGAGCUGCGCGUCAGUUCGACUCCAUCCAACAACAAGACGCGCAAGAGUUCAUCCGAGCCCUUCUCGAUAUAAUCAACCGGUUCGUUAUUAAUUCAAACCAAGCAAUUUUGGUAUUUCUUCUAAACUACUAUUUGCAGGGAAAUGAAAAUUCAUCGUUACAUGAAGAGUGAAGUUUUCCAGCCAAAUUCGGUGUCUCAAGAAAAGUUCGUUAAAAAUUGAUUUGAUUUUCUGAAAAUAAUUUUUUUAGAGACUUUCAAGUUGAAAACACCUCGGAACAUCCAGAGCCCGUACUUUUGCCGGAAGGUGAGACUUCCAAAUGUUGUUUUAUUAUCAAUUUAUUUUUAUAGUAAACGAAAUUCCAAUCGCCAGCCGAUCUGUUGUAACAGACGUUUUCGAAGGAUCCAUGACAAAUCAAGUGCGAUGCUCAGACUGUGGCUCACUGUCCAAAGUGAAGGAAUCAUUCCAGGCAUCUAUUUGCUCUAUUUGAGUUGAAUAUUAAUCGUUGAAGUUCAGGAUUUGUCCCUAUCCAUUCCAACAAGAGAAGACCUAACAAAAAUUUUGAAACCGUCCAGCAAACUCGUCAGUGAAAUGUGUGAUAGCGAAAAUCUUUCAUGAUUUUGUAGAUAGAAAAACUGGAACGUCUCCACAAUUACAUCUACACGAAACUGUCAAACAACGACGCGGAGAUGAAUGUUCCAGUUUCGCUUGAACAGUGCUUCGACCUCUUCUUCGCACCGGCUAGCUUAACUGGAGAGAAUCAAUACAAAUGCGAUAACUGCAAAAAGUUUUCCCGCAUUGUGUUUUCAAUAUCUCUUACUUUUUGUUUUAGACUGUGUGACGCAGUGAGAAGUUGUUUCGUGACUGAUCUUCCGAACGUUUUGGUGAUUCAUCUCAAGAGAUUCCGUCACGGCGCGCGGAACAACGCAAAAGUGCUUUCAGAGCAAAUGAAAUGUUUUAAUUUUAUCUUCAGAUGUCGACCCCAGUUCGGUUUCCUGUUUCAAAACUGGAUCUAUCUGCAUUUGUCUCUCCGCAACAAGAAUCCCUGUAUAAUCUUUGUGCGUUGAUAUCUCAUGACGGCCGCACAGCAGAAUCUGGUCACUACUUAGCUUAUAGAUACAUUGGAAAGCACCGCAGCUGGUUUGCGUUGGUUAUCAAAAAAAAAUCCUUUCCUAUUUUUUGAGGUUUGAAUUCGAUGAUGGAAAAGUGACGAAAAUCAGCAGUGAGAAGGUCAUGGAAAAGCAAGCAUACAUUUUAUUCUACCAGAAACAAAGACCAGAAGACUUGAAAGAAAUUUCUUCAUUUUUUUUGCAAAGAAAAAAAGAGGUACACGACUUAUUCUGAAGCUUUCUUCAAAAUUUGCUUCAGAAGUUGAGGGCUGAACAGAAAUGUUAUAUUUCUCGGGAAUGGAUGUCGCGGCUCCUUUCUAAUUCAAACAGCCCUGGACCGAUAACCAACUAUGAUCAUUUGUGUCCGCAUGGGUUUUAUCUUCCGAUUCUCCAAAUCCAUAAAUCUCCGCUGAUUCCGGUUUUUCUUUAAUGCGGAAAAAUAACUUAUUUCUUUUAUUCAGAUCAGCCUAUCUCUUUGGAACGAUCUACAUGAAAAGUAUCUAUCAAUUCAAUAUUUUUUUUCAUUAUAUCAAAAUCUCCAGGUUUGGUGGUGGUCCAGUCAUACAAAAGCUCGAGAGAUGCGAAUUGUGUGAAAUAACGUGGUCUCACUUUUUCCGACAGAAAACCAUCGAUCGAGAAGCUUAUGCAAGUUUUGUGCGCGAGGUUGAAAAAUGAAAAGAUUAUUUUCAAGUCCAAUCAGUUUUCAGCACAAGAACAUUACCAACCCAAAGAUGUUUUACGCAAGUUAUUUGCCACCUAACAUGAUGGACUAUAAAUGGUUCUGCUCUUUCAAGGAUUACAUCAACAACGAUUUUGCGGGUACUCUCAUUUUGAAAAUUGUACAAACUAUAAAAAAUUGUAUUUUUCAGCAAGGCCAGAUCAAUUUGACAACUGGUUCAUGUUGUCCGACACGGAAGUGCGACCGGUCCUGAGAGAAAAACUGACGAAUGUUUGCAAUAUCGACAGAGAGCAUUUUCUCUUUUUUGAGAAGCACUACGGGGGCGGUCCAGAGGUUUCUUUUUUGCGAAUGAUUCAUAGCGCUCUGAUCUCACUGCACGGCAAUUUCCUUUAGUAGUUGGAAAUUAAUUUUUACACGGGCCGUCGAUAGUCAUUCUUGUUGGAGCAACAUGUAUUCAUGCUCCGAACUUAUCCAAAAUGGCCGUUUGAGAAAAAAUCAACUGUUUUUCAAAAUCAAAUACUCUUAUGAACUUGAUUUCUUUAUCUUAACAAUUCCAGGUUUUCAAAACGACCGGAUCACAGCCUUCAAUGGACAAGGUUCUCAGUGCCGACAGAGCCAUUGCCAAUUUGAAGAAAGAAAUCGACGAAUGA
Molecule: messenger RNA, 3315 nt
Organism: Caenorhabditis auriculariae
Lineage: Eukaryota; Metazoa; Nematoda; Chromadorea; Rhabditida; Rhabditidae
Source: the annotation of a GenBank genome assembly